AUGGCUGAACCUACAGUCCCAAAGUUGGCCGUGGGUAUUACGACACGGAAUUACUCGGAAACUGUCGGAAAUUCAGGAGCACUUGCAUCUAAACGGCUCCAACUGCAGAAGCGGCACACCCUCCCAGUAAUACGCAAUCCAGGCACAACACGCGAGAGGACCAUGCUCGUCCCCGAACGGAAAUUAUCUCGGACGCUCGAAAAACAGAAAGACGUGAAGCGGUUAUCUCCCUUGUCAGAUUGUAACUUUGACCUCGACGCGUGGAACUUUGAAGACGACGAACUUGAUUCAGCAAAACCUACGUGCUUUUCUUGCCAGAAUGUGUAUCUCUCAGCUUGCAGACGUGCGUCAGUCGUGACGUCACGACAAUUAUGGCGCCAGCUACAUAAGUCGUCUGUUCUACUUGACCACCACCAAAUCGGUCCCCUGGGAACAAAGGCCUUAGCUGUUGCACUUGUAUAUAAUUCAACAAUCACAAGUUUAGAACUAAGGGAGUGUCAUAUCCAACCAGAGGGUUUGCAGUACCUAUUGGAAGCCUUGGAGGAAAAUAGUUUUGUCAGCAUCCUGAAAGUACCUGGAAAUCACCUAAAAUCAGCCGGAGCACGUAUGAUAGGAAGGUUUCUGAAGACAAACAAAAGUCUGCGAAUCCUGGAUGUUGGUGAGAAUGAUUUUGAAGACCAAGAUGCUAGAUACUUUGCUGAGGGAUUACAGGAGAACCAGGGUCUUGAGGAAUUGGGGCUUAGCAAAAACAGAUUCCGAGAACAAGGCGGUGUUCUCUUAGAGAAGGCCUUGGCUAGAAAUUCCUCCCUGUUGAAGGUUGAUUUAAGCUGGAAUCAUUUAAGGCAUAUAGGAUCGGUGGCUAUUGCUAGAUUUUUGGAGUCCAACACAAUGGUGAAGACGUUGAAUUUGGCCUGGAAUGGAUUUGGUCUGGACGGCUGCUAUCAAAUGGCAAAAUCUUUAAAGCUGAAUAAAACACUAAUUGAACUAGAUCUGAGUUCCAAUCGGAUCAAUUUUGACGCCUUUUCUCUUCUCUUGAAUGGGCUUUCGCACAACAUAACGCUGGAAGUUUUGAGGAUUGGACAAAACCCUAUAACCUGUGAUGGAGCUGCGGCCAUUUUGCAAACCCUUCUACACCAGCCUACAUAUGGAAUUCAAGAACUUGACUUAUAUGACAUUUCAGUAGAUCAAAGGUUUCUAUCAGCUUUGAAAGACCUUCAAACACAGCGACCUGUUAAGGUCACGCACGGACAUAUCGUCAGUGGGUUGGACCCUCAAAUGUCACUGGGCCCUGAAGUGAUGAAUACAGAUGAUCCGCUCCUACUUCUAUUCGAGUACACAAAGGGACGUAACUUACGUCUGAUUGACCUCUUCAAAUCCUUGGAUAAAGACAAGAGCGAGACCAUCACUCGAGGAGAAUUCAGAAAUGGGCUCAAGAGUGUAGGUCUCACCCUUAGUAAUCAGUCCCUGGAUGUUUUGAUGCAACGCCUCGAUCUUAACAGAGACGGCCAUGUUGACUUCGAGGAACUUCUUGUCGGUCAAAAAGAUUACGCCCGAAAAGCGGCGAAAAGAAGACAGCGUGGGGAGGUCGACAUGACUGCGGCACUAUCGGAGUUGCUUAAAGAUAAGCUACGCAUGCGCAGUGGAACUUCGUGGAGACAGUCCGUGACCGGAAAACAAAUAUGA
This is a messenger RNA of Liolophura sinensis, 1683 nucleotides long. RefSeq names its product leucine-rich repeat-containing protein 74A-like. The record is from RefSeq and is a predicted model, not a curated record. Bases 1 to 1683 code for a protein of 560 amino acids. Gene Ontology annotation, molecular function: calcium ion binding; protein binding. The transcript has 12 exons. NCBI's taxonomy places the organism in Eukaryota, Metazoa, Mollusca, Polyplacophora, Chitonida, Chitonidae.